CUCUGUCUCACUGUGUCUCACGGGCUGCCGUGGCCACAGACAGGACCAGUCACAAGGCUCCCUGUCCUUUCUCUCCCGACAGUGCAGGAAGCGGGCGUGCAGCCCCCAUGCAGGGUGAGCCACCCGGACCCCCACUACCCUGGCUACCAGGACAACUGUCAAAUGGCACCCUUCCCGGAGGCCGCCCUGCCCACGUCUCACCCCAAGAUCGUGUUGACCGCGCUGCCCGCCCUGGCCGUCCCGCCGUCCACGCCCACCAAGCCCGUGUCCCCCUCAGGGGUCAACGGGCUGGAGAUGUCGGAGCAGCGGAGCUGGCUGUACCUGGAAGAGAUGGUCAACUCCCUGCUCAACACGGCUCAGCAGCUGAAGGCCCUGUUGGAACAGGCCAAGCAGGCCAGCACCUACCGGGAGGCUGCAGCCCAGGCCAAGGUGCAGGCUGAUGGCGCCGAGAGGAGAGAG
Messenger RNA from Echinops telfairi (small Madagascar hedgehog), 459 nucleotides. RefSeq names its product deformed epidermal autoregulatory factor 1 homolog. The transcript has 2 exons. The annotation marks the transcript as partial. The record is from RefSeq and is a predicted model, not a curated record. NCBI's taxonomy places the organism in Eukaryota, Metazoa, Chordata, Mammalia, Afrosoricida, Tenrecidae.